AUGAGUCUGGUCUUGGAGAUGAUUGGAGAUGACACGGAGGAGCAGAAGGAGGAGCUUAAGAGGAAAGAUGAUAAGGCCUUGUUUAUCCAUCAAUGCGUGGAUGAUGUGCAUUUUGAGAUGAUUCAGAAUGCAGCCACAGCAAGAGAGGCUUGGGGUAUACUGGUGAGACGCCAUGCCGGAGGAGAUAAAAUAAGAAAAGUGAAGUUACAAACGUUAAGGAGGCAGUAUGAGCAUCUGCAGAUGGAUGAAGGAGAAAAGAAGUUUGAUCACAUUGUGGUGGCAAUCGAGGAAUCACGGGAUCUUGAAAGGUUAAAAGUAAAAGAACUUCAAAGUGCUUUGGAGGCUCACGAGAUGAGAAUGCGUGAGAGGAAUUCUGUCCAGGUUAAUGAGCAGGCUCUAAAAGUUCACCAUGUCAAGAAUGAUGAGAAAAAGAAUGUUAAGAAGUGGAAAGGUAAGCCAAGAAAAGAAAAAUGGAGGAAAGAAAGUAGUGGUGCGGAUGAAUCAGAUGAAAAAUCAGAUUCUGUAGAAAAGAAGAACGAAUUUGAGAAGGGUUGGAAAAAGAAAGAUAAACGAAACAUUGAAUGCUUCAACUGCCACAAACUCGGGCACUUUGCAUACGAAUGUUUCUCUGGAAAAGGCAAACUGAAGAAAAGAUUUCAAGGUAAAGAAGCUCACAUUGCGCAAGAAGAAUCAGACUCAGAGCCAUUGACCUUGAUGGUAAUGACAACUACUGAUUGCAUGGAACCGUUGACCAAUAAUUGGUAUCUUGAUUCGGGCUGCUCAAAUCACAUGCGUAUAACCGGGAAUGGCUGGUUAAUUUUGACAGCACCAAGAAAAGCAGAGUCAAGUUCGCAGAUAAUAGUACGUUGA
Messenger RNA from Vigna angularis (adzuki bean), 870 nucleotides. RefSeq lists its product as uncharacterized. Lineage: Eukaryota; Viridiplantae; Streptophyta; Magnoliopsida; Fabales; Fabaceae. The transcript has 2 exons. The record is from RefSeq and is a predicted model, not a curated record. Bases 1 to 870 code for a protein of 289 amino acids. Gene Ontology annotation, molecular function: nucleic acid binding; zinc ion binding.